UAUUUUUAUAGUUCGCCCAAUUUGUUAUAGCUGACUUCAGUAUAAAUGUCACUAUCAAGAUUUUGUUGGAUGCUAUUUCGGCUUUUCUAUUUUUUAUAGCCUUCAACAUGUUUUUCUUCAAUAAUGUGGAACUAAAACAUCUGCUGGAUGAAAUUAUUAAUAAUCGAUGGAUGUUAACAGAUUCGCAAGAAAUUAAAAUACUAGACUAUUACGCUCAUCAAGGAAAAAAAGUUAUAAUUAUUAUUAUGUCGAUGCAAAUGUUCGCAAUAGUUACAGUCUCAGUAAGUGGACUGCUACCGGAUGUACUCGAUUUUCUACGGCCACUAAACGAAUCACGUGCACAUUAUUUACUAAUUAUGAAAGAAUACCGAAUAAAUGAGGGAGUACAGUAUUACUUUUUUUUUUCAUAUUCUAUUAUUAGUGUUACCAUUGGUACUUCUGCAACAAUAUUCAUCAUUUCGACAAUACUAUCAAUUAAUUUACAUUGCUGUGCAAUAUUCAAAAUUUGCAGUUAUCGAAUAAAACAAUUUGUGGACAAAGAGGAAAUAGCCAGCUGUAACAAAAAUAAUAUAAUCGUCGAAAGAAUAAUUAAAACAGUACAGCUUCAUCAAAAAGUAAAGAAACUUUUUAAGUUGUUUACGACAAGUUUUACGAUGACAUUUCUUACUAUGAUGAUGAUAGGCACGUGCGGCUUUGCUAUGAGUUUAUACAGCUUGCUGAACGCAAUAACAUGCAUGCACAAUUUAGUUGAAUGUCUGAUGCCGACAGGUUAUACUAUAGGAUAUGAGUUUAGUUUCUUCAUCAUAUCUUUAAUGGGGCAAUUACUGCUAAACCAUUCUGAUGAGUUAUUUAACGCACUGUACCUGUCAUUAUGGUACAAAGCACCUAUAACAAUACAAAAAUUAUUAUUAUUUAUAAUGCAAAUCUCCUCGAAAAGCUUAGUAACAAAUUUUGGCGGUGUAUGUGUUAUAACAAUGGAAACCUUUACUUUGAUCACGAGCAAGUCAAUAUCCAUCGUAACAGUGUUCUAUUCCAUACAGUAGUUUUAUAUUAUAGCGUAGAUUGUAGGAAGAAUAAUAACUCGUAGUGAUAUAUGCAUGAUAAAAUUUUCUGUAGUAAAAUAAAAAAUAAAGACUUGAUCAAAUAAGAAAAUA
Molecule: messenger RNA, 1154 nt
Organism: Solenopsis invicta (red fire ant)
Lineage: Eukaryota; Metazoa; Arthropoda; Insecta; Hymenoptera; Formicidae
Exons: 8
Coding region: 108-1043 (311 amino acids)
Biological process (GO): detection of chemical stimulus involved in sensory perception of smell; sensory perception of smell
Cellular component (GO): plasma membrane
Molecular function (GO): odorant binding; olfactory receptor activity
Source: RefSeq, a predicted model, not a curated record